Messenger RNA from Fusarium verticillioides 7600, 1324 nucleotides. RefSeq lists its product as hypothetical. Lineage: Eukaryota; Fungi; Ascomycota; Sordariomycetes; Hypocreales; Nectriaceae. The transcript has 5 exons. The record is from RefSeq and is a predicted model, not a curated record. Bases 306 to 866 code for a protein of 186 amino acids.
UCCAGUUGGAAUCCUUGGAUGCGCAAGGAUGCUUCAGUUGAGAUUAGGUUGGAUUGCAUCCAAUGUCACCCACUACCGUUACCGCUGCCUCUGCUCUGCCUCUUGUCUGUACAGUCAUGUACUGUACAUGACUUACGAAUUGGUUAUGGCUGAGCAGUUUCAUCUCCCGUCUGCCCGCCUCUAUUCUUAUCCUUAUCCUUAACCUUCCCUCACCUUCCAACAAGAUACCUACCUGUCUACCCUUUGUCUUGACAAGACACACAUCACUUUCCCCAAGCUUCAUCUGAAAUCCUAUAUCAAACACCAUGCCCGGAAUUCCUCUGCACGCCCUUGACAACCUCAAGGCCAAGCUCAAGGCCGCCUUCAAGAAGAAGGAUAACAAGGAGGAAGCCAAACCCGCCGACCCCAAGCCUACCGAGACAAAGCCUGCCGAUACUACGGCUGCCACUGAGCCUACCAAGACCGAGGCUGCUCCUCCUGCUCCCGCCACUGAGCCAGCUCCUGCAGCUGAACCCGCAGCCCCUGCUGCCGAACCAGCUAAGGAGGAGGCCAAGCCUGAGGCUCCCGCUGCUGCUGUUGCUGAGCCAGCCAAGACCGAGGAGCCAGCUGCUGCUCCUGCGACUGAACCCGCUAAGCCCGACGCUGCUACGGCCACUGAAGCUCCCGCUCCCGCUCCCGAGCCUGCCAAGACAGAUCCGGCCCCGGCUGCUGCCCCUGCUGCCGCAACUGCUCCUGUCGCUGAGACUCCAGCUCUCGCCCCUGCUGCCGCCGAGACUACACCUGCUGCCCCUGCUGAGGCUCCCAAGGAGGAAGAGAAGAAGGAUACUCCUCCCGCCCCUGCCCCUGCCCCUGUGGCCUCUGCUUAAGUGCGACUCGAGCAAGCUUCCUUCUCUCGAUGUAAGAUCUCGAUGAGAAUGGGAAGAUGUUGAUCGGUUAGAGCACCAAGAAUGUGCGUUCGUAAUCUUGUUAGAGGCACGAGUCUUUCAGUUACAUGACAGGCUCGCUGUCGAUGUCUGUUCGCUUUUCUCCUAGCAGUUGGCUGGAUACCCAGGGAGAAAAGUGUCGCGAUGUUUUGUUUUCAAUAUAUACCCGCUUUCUAUAUCUAGAUACUUCCCUCGCUCUUGUUCCACGUUGUGCUUUUAUAAGAUUAGAUUGCAAAUUCAAAGGACUAUCAUGAGGCGUGUAACAUUUCCCAUAGUCUAAAUUCAAUAAUCGUACAUAACGGGAGGUUGGAAUCUCAUGGAAUUCUAUGGGACGAAUGCGCGAAUGAAUAUCUAUGUCCGGUCCUUGACUCCUAAUAUGCCAAAAUUCCCCAGAUGCUGGU